Molecule: messenger RNA, 1807 nt
Organism: Catharus ustulatus (Swainson's thrush)
Lineage: Eukaryota; Metazoa; Chordata; Aves; Passeriformes; Turdidae
Gene: REELD1
Product: reeler domain containing 1
Exons: 7
Coding region: 36-1565 (509 amino acids)
Molecular function (GO): oxidoreductase activity, acting on metal ions
Source: RefSeq, a predicted model, not a curated record
GUGGCAGCGAGCCCGGCAGCGAACGUGCCCCAAGGAUGGAGGAUGGUGGGAGAGCCCACACUGCCAUUGUUGGCUGGGCCUGCACGACCCUGUGCCUGGUCUCCUACGCAGCCGCCUUCUCGCAGGGCGCGAGCCUUUCUGCCUGCACCGACAUGAUGCCCAGGCACCUGAGGGUGCAGCUGCACAGCUCCAACAGCAACUACGUCACUGUCCACACCAACGUGUCCUUCUACUUCCCAGGAGACAAGGUGCCAGUGACAGUAAGAAGCACUCGGGACUACAUGGGCUUUAUGCUGCAAGCUCGCAGAGUGUCCAACAAUGAAAUUGCUGGCACAUUCAUCUUCCUGCCUCCUGGUUCCAAGCUGCUGACUUGUUUUGAAGAUGGUGACACUGUCACACACUCGGACAAGUCACUGAAGAGAAACCUGUCCUUUGUAUGGAAAGCACCAGACCAACCCAUUGGAGACAUCAAGUUUUUCAUCUCCAUAGUCCAGUCAUACUUUGUUUACUGGGCAAAGAUUGAAUCUGCUGUUGUGGCUCAGGGAGGGCAAAACAAGACUCUUGCUGACAAGAAGCCCAACACCAUAGCUCCCACACCCCCACAGGGACCAGCUGACCUUCAUCCCACAGGUCCCAUCUCUCCUGCAGCUGCCACUGGCUCCCUGCUGACUGCCAACCCCACUGGCAUCGUGGCAACACCAGCCCCGGAGCCAGGUUUUGAUGUGGGGUCAGACACUCGUCCCAUUGCUGAGCCAAAGCAGCCAGCCCGGACUUCACGGGCUGUGUCCAGCAGGAGCAUCCAGUCCAGAGGCCAGGAACUGUCCCUUCCCACCCAAGAUGUUGGAAUGGUGGAUGCCUUGCAAGGUUCCCUCUCCCAGGACAAUGCCUCCAGCUACAGCACCUUCAACGGAGCAGGAAGCAUUGCCAGUGCUGCCACUCUAUCCCUGUGUUUGAUGUGUACAGGCAACAGGAAGGGCAGCACUGAGAGUGGGACCAUCUUGAAAGCCUCCCUACGUGUGACAGCAUCUCCCUCUGCCUUGCACAUACGCACUCACCUGGGUGACAUUGCUGCAACCACAGCCUGGCCUGGUGAUGCCAACGCUGCUGGCAAUUUGUCCUCGGCUUCGAGGCAAAUGGCAGGAAGAGAGGUGGCACCACAGCCAGAGGAAGCAGGCACCAGGGCUGAGGAGAAAAAGGAUGAGCAGGAGGCAGCUGGGAAUACCCUGCCAUGGGUGACCAGACCAGCUCCUGAAUCUGCUGCUCCCGGGAAAGGGGAGGGCCCUGGCAGAGGACCCCGACUCCUUGCAGCCCAACUCGGCAUCCUGCUGGUGUGCACGGCCGCGCUGAGCCUGGUGCUGGCGGCUGCCAUGCGCUGUGUCUGUGCCCAGCACUGCCACAAGCGAGCCGAGGUGUCCUUCAGCGAGCCCGAGCCUGACGUCAUCACUGUCACGGAAAACGGGGAGGUGAUGCACUUCCGAAAGAUCCGGGACAACAGCUUCGUGCUGCUGCAAGCUCAGUACAACUGGGUCAGCCCCUCGAGCAGCGGGAAGACAAUGGUGGUUUAGUCCCUUUUUGUGCUGCCAUAUAGGCAAACAGACCCAAAGCAGCCAGUUCACAGAGGUGUUAGGCAAAAGUAUCUAAGCUACAGCUGCUGAGAAAAUAGAAGCUGAUAGAUUGCUCAGUGUGUUACACUUACUGCAAUUAAUAUUGUAUAUCUGCUCAUUAACUGUCACUGUGGCAGUGACAUACACUUCCUCUGUUGCCUUAAGGGUGUAGCCUAAAAUAGAAAUUCUUCCUCUGCACUGUG